This is a messenger RNA of Oikopleura dioica, 735 nucleotides long. The record is from the annotation of a GenBank genome assembly. NCBI's taxonomy places the organism in Eukaryota, Metazoa, Chordata, Appendicularia, Copelata, Oikopleuridae.
AUGCUUGUUCUUUCGAUGAAAAACUAUUUGUCCGCGAUGGAGACGCUGAAAAAAGCGGAUUUAGUGGCGAUGGAAGAGGCUGACGCUAGCAAUAAAUAUUUGCAGAAGCAAAAGAGUUUAAUCGACCACGAGGCGAUUCAAAAAGUCGAGGAAGAGUGGGAUCGCGAAAUGCAACUCAUGGACAACUCGAACCUCAGCUUCGACGAGCAUGCUUGCGGGUUGAAAGAAACUUGCGAUGCGAAUUCAGAGUAUACUUUUCGAGUUAUCUCCGGCGCUGCUAGUGUCAUUGGACCCAGAGUGUGCUGGGAAGGCACAGAUAUCAUGAGAUCAAAGCUGAACAAUGUGGAUAGAGGGAUGAACGUAGUCGUCAUCAACUUGGAAACAAAAAAUCAUCGUUACGCGACGUUCGAUUUGUACGCCAAGGACUCGACCGAUUUAAAAGCAUUCCUCAAUCAAAUGGUCAACGGAGAAGUCAUCAUCAUCGCUUCGUACGACGAUGCCGCUUUCAGACUCGAUUCUGAAGCGAGAACGAUCUUGAGCUCGUUCGGAUCCAGUGUGGCUUCGAGCAUUGCUUUCAGAGACGCGUGGGUCUUUCUUGGAGCUAAGGGAGUCCCUGGCUUUACCGCCAAAGAGAAUCAUUUGAAAAAUGACAAGUCGGCGAAUAAGUACGGAGACUGGCCGGAAGCAAUCGAGAUAUCCGGCUGCAUGCCCUUUCCAAAAUCAAUAGCUGUCUAA